Messenger RNA from Vicugna pacos (alpaca), 2473 nucleotides. It is a transcript of the gene CYP4X1, whose product is annotated as cytochrome P450 family 4 subfamily X member 1. Lineage: Eukaryota; Metazoa; Chordata; Mammalia; Artiodactyla; Camelidae. The record is from RefSeq and is a predicted model, not a curated record. Gene Ontology annotation, molecular function: heme binding; oxidoreductase activity, acting on paired donors, with incorporation or reduction of molecular oxygen; monooxygenase activity.
AAAAACAAUGACCUCAGCCUUGGCAUUAUUUCAAAACCUAAGUUCAGACCUUCUGGGACUGAAGACUGUCACACUUGAAUUAUGACACUCCAUGAUAAGAAGUUGCCCUGAACGCAGAUUUGCAUCAAUUGCUAAAGGGCUGGAAAUCCUCUGGCCACUCGAGCCUGCCUCCUCCCGCCAAGCUUCAGCUGCCCCUCCCACCGCUCCUUCUCUUUCCGGGGAAGCGAUUAUCUUGCCGAAGGGCACGGAGACGAGGUGGGCUGGCUUUCCCCGAGACGGGGCGGGUGGAUCCUCCCAAGAGCGGGGCUCUAGAAAGCGCACCCCCUCUCGCGGCGCGGAGACUGCCAGCAAUCCGCGCGGCGCAGAGCGAUGGAGUCCUCCUGGCUCGAGACGCACUGGGCAAGGCCCUUUUACCUGGCGUUGGCGUUCUGCUUGGCCUUGGGGCUGCUGCAGGUCAUCAGGCUUUUGCUGCAGAGGCACCGGCUGCUUCGAGACCUGCGCCCCUUCCCCACGCCUCCCACCCACUGGCUCUACGGGCACCAGAAGAUAUUUCGGCACAGUGACAUUGAAAAGCUUGAGGAGAUUAUAGAAAAUUACCCUUGUGCCUUUCCUUUCUGGAUUGGGCCCUUUCAGGCAUUUUUCUACAUCUAUGACCCAGAGUAUGCAAAGACAUUUCUGAGCAGAACAGAUCCCAAGUCCAAGUACCUGUGCAAGUUCACGACUCCAGUCAUUGGAGAAGGACUAGUGAAUCUGAACGGACCCAAGUGGUUCCAGCACCGUCGCCUACUAACUCCUGGAUUCCAUUUGAAUACCUUGAAAUCAUAUGUCGAGAUGAUGGCCCAUUCUGUGAACACGAUGCUGGGUAAGUGGGAGAGGAUUUGCGGCACUCAGAACACACUUCUGGAUAUCUCUGAGCACAUCGACUUGAUGACCCUGGAUGUUCUCAUGAAAUGUAUUUUCAGCAAGGAAACCAACUGCCAGAUAAACAGCAACUUUGAUUAUUAUAUAAAAGCAAUAAGGGAAGGCACCACUAUCAUCUUUUACCGUGUGUACAAUUUCUUGUAUCACCAUGACAUGAUUUUCAAGUUCAGCUCUCAGGGCCACCGCCUGUGGGAGAUAAGCAAGAUACUGCAUCAGCACACAGAAAAGGUAAUCCAGGAGAGAAAGAACUCCCUCAGGGACGAGAAGAAGCAGGAGGACGUUCAGAAGAGGAGGUACCAGGAUUUUCUGGAUACUGUCUUUUCUGCCCAGGCUGAAAAUGCCAACAGCUUCUCAGAUACUGACCUAUGGUCCGAGGUGAACACAUUCAUGUUGGCAGGGCAUGAAACCGUGGCAGGAGGCAUUUCCUGGCUCCUCUACCACCUGGCUUUGUACCCUGAGCAUCAGGAGAGAUGCCGGGAGGAGAUCAGGAGCAUCCUGGGGGACGGGUCUUCCAUCAACUGGGACCAGCUGGGAGAGAUGUCCUACACCACGAUGUGCAUUAAGGAGUCACUGCGCUUGGCACCUCCAGUCCUGUCCCUGUCCAGAGAGCUCAGCAAGCCCAUUACCUUCCCAGAUGGACGCUCCUUGCCUGCAGGAAUGACCCUAGUUCUCAGUAUUUGGGGUCUCCACCACAAUCCUGCCAUCUGGGAAAACCCAAAGGUCUUUGACCCCUUGAGGUUCUCUCCAGAGAAUAAUGAUCAGAGACACCCCUACUCUUUCUUACCAUUCUCAGCUGGACCAAGGAAUUGCAUCGGGCAGAAUUUUGCCAUGGCUGAGAUAAAGGUGGCCAUUGCUUUAAUUCUGCUCAGCUUCAAGGUGACUCCAGACCCCACCAGGCCUCUUGUCACCAUGCCUCAUUGCUUCCUCAAACCCAAGAAUGGAGUCUACUUGCACCUGAAGAAACUCCCCUAAUGUUAGAGCCCACAGUAUGAUGAUUACAUACUUCUUGUUUUAAAGUUAAAUCACAACUAAUGGUUCAAGAAAAUGAAGAAGAAUCAAAGUAUGGUUGUAGGGUUAAGGGUAGAUGGGGUGAGGGUCUCUGGAGAGCUGUACAGUAUUCAAAAACAUCUCAAGGUACCAGAGGGUGUCUGUCGCCUAGAUCAGUUUCUGUAUGACUGGGAGAUGUGCAGAUCCUGUCUGUUCGAUUCUGGCUACCACUAAUGCCAAAUAUCAAGAAUUUUGCUAGAUGACUUCCAUAGAUUUUCUGUUUUAAUUUUUUUUUUAGAAUUACAUAGUAAUGGAUGAAUGUCUGCUCACUGUAAAAGAUUUGUAAGCCUAGAGACGCAUAUAGAGGAAGCAGUAAAGUCCCAUGUCACACAGCGCACACCUCCCUGCCCAAUCCUAUUGCUUCUCCUAAAAUAGAACAGUUUUGUGUGCAUGCUUUCGGACUUGUUUCUGUACAUUUCAUACGGAUGUGUAUGUUCUUAUCCAUGUGAUCAUACCCGUAUUGUUAUGCUUUUUUUCUCUUAAUAAAAAUAUAUCUCACUCCUCA